UUACAUAUUUUUCACAUCUCUAGUAACAAACGGCAAUUUCUAUUUCUUUCGACGGGAAAAGAAAUACAAAAAUACGAUUAAAAAGCGGUCUUUUCUCGCCACACAAAGGAGAAGAGCCGCGCGGCUUCGUUCGCGUCGUAACGGGUCAAAAGCACGCUAUAUCUGGGGCUUUUCCCUGCAUUUUCCAAGGAGUUUUUCUUUCGCCGCAUCGCAUUCGCAGCAGCCGGAAAAACAGACACACGCACACCGCGGAGGCAAUGGAAAGCGAAAACGAAAACGCAUGUGUGUCGCUGAGAUAAAGGCGCAAAGGCGAAACGGCAAAAGAGGCGAACGAGUGGAGCUGGUGAAAUUGCGACAAAAACUUGAGCCGAGAUCCAAAAUUGCAUCUCAAGUUUUAGUACAAAGAGAAUAGCUGCGACUCUUACUCACACACACACACACUCACGCACGCAUACAUACACUGUUUUUGCCGUAUAAAACCAAUACAAAAACCAAAAACAACAACAACCAUGCAAUCUUUGCAAAGUAGUUAAAUAAUUCUGCCCUGUCUGCGCUUUAUUUCCUUCUUCAUUUUUGUUCUUCUCGUUUGUUUUUUUCGUACUUUCAACAAGUUUCUGUUUGUUGUUUCUGUUUUCCCCCUUUAAACACACACACACACACUCCCGUCUUCCGACGCGCAGUUCUUUUUUCGCUAAUACUUCAAAACAAAAACAAACACUGACGCACACGAACAAAUACCAGCACUUUUCGCCAUUUCCCUUUGUGUUGUUCCGUUGUGAUCGCGUGAAAAGGAGAAGAGGAGGGGAGGAGAGAGCGGGAUAGAGAGAGCGCGAGCCAGAAGCACCUGCAAGAAAGCGGCACGAGAUCGCCAGAAAAGCAGAAAAUCAUAAGAAGCAAAAGCGACCGGCUCCCCACUCACUUACACACACGUCUCGCGCGCACAUUGACACACACUUGUUGCAACGGAAGAGGAGAACGGGCAAAGGAGCGAUAAGAAGAGGAGCAUAAGGUGGGCGACGAGGAGAAGGAGAACAAGUGCCUAAGAAGACAACACCGCUCAUCUGCUAUCAGCGAAUACCACUGCAAAAAUGGUCAAGGAGAAGCCCAACUCAACUCGUAUCUACGACAAGGAUGGAUUCAGGCGACGGGCAGCCUGUAUUUGCGUGAAAUCGGAAAAUGAGGCGGAGGUACUUUUGGUCACCUCUUCUCGCCGACCGGAGUUGUGGAUUGUUCCUGGAGGCGGAGUAGAGCCUGAGGAAGAACCAUCGGUAACCGCUGUUCGUGAAGUUCUUGAGGAAGCUGGUGUCGUGGGCGAUCUGGGACGUUGUCUUGGCGUAUUCGAGAACAACGACCACAUGCAUCGCACCGAGGUGUUCGUGAUGAACGUUACCCAGGAGCUGGACGAGUGGGAGGAUUCGCGCAGCAUCGGUCGGAAGCGCCAGUGGUUCACCAUCGAUGAUGCCCUGUCGCAGUUGGCGCUGCACAAGCCGACGCAGCAGCACUACCUGAUGCAGCUGCAGCACUCCAAGACGCUGGACAAUACGAACCGCGUGGUGAAUGCCACGCAUCCGCCCAAGUUGACCAAUGCCGCCACACCGGCCGCGUCGCCCACAACGGCAUAAGGAGACACACAGAUGCAGGAAGCAGGAAGGCGGAUGAGAUACAACACUUAACCCGAGACUAAUCCAACACUUAUUCUAACCCCAUUACCUUACCAGAGCCGCAUACACAUAUUGACAUUUUUGGAAAUUUACAAAUAGACAGGCAGUCUUCUAGAUUCUAGAUUACGUUUAUUAAGCGAUACCUAUGUUAACCCGCAUCCCUCAUACGGCCCCCAUUUUGCGUUUAAGUUUAAGUCAAUGCGUUCAUUUAUGUCUUUAGUAACUGUAAUGAAAACUAUACUUAUGUGUACUCUAUAGAGAGGUGAAGAAAACAAAAAACAAAAAAAAAAAAAUAACGCUACUCGAUCAAUGCUUAGCGAUAACUACAUAAUUCGAGAUCUAUAACACGACACAGAAGCAACAGAAAACGAAAAAAAAGAACCUUUAAUAAUUUUUGAGCGAAUAGCACUUUUUGCAAACACGAAAAAGAAACUAAAACUAAAACUAGAUAAACUAAACAAAAAAAGAAAAGCAAAGGUAAUGAUAUCUAUUAGAUUUUUCUACUCUUUUUUAUAAUUUACUCAAAAAGUCAUCUUAAUUGAUUAUUGUAACAAGCAAAGCCAAUUGGAAACGCAAAAGGAACACUUGAUUAACUAAGCUAAGCGGCCUAAACAAUAAAUCGAAACCUCUUUAAGCGACUAACGAAA
Messenger RNA from Drosophila kikkawai, 2308 nucleotides. RefSeq names its product diphosphoinositol polyphosphate phosphohydrolase 1 Aps (gene Aps). The record is from RefSeq and is a predicted model, not a curated record. Gene Ontology annotation, biological process: diphosphoinositol polyphosphate metabolic process; adenosine 5'-(hexahydrogen pentaphosphate) catabolic process; diadenosine hexaphosphate catabolic process. Gene Ontology annotation, molecular function: bis(5'-adenosyl)-pentaphosphatase activity; endopolyphosphatase activity; diphosphoinositol-polyphosphate diphosphatase activity. Gene Ontology annotation, cellular component: nucleus; cytoplasm. Lineage: Eukaryota; Metazoa; Arthropoda; Insecta; Diptera; Drosophilidae.